This is a messenger RNA of Scomber scombrus (Atlantic mackerel), 1015 nucleotides long. RefSeq names its product ring finger protein 141 (gene rnf141). Gene Ontology annotation, biological process: protein autoubiquitination. The transcript is spliced from 6 exons. The record is from RefSeq and is a predicted model, not a curated record. NCBI's taxonomy places the organism in Eukaryota, Metazoa, Chordata, Actinopteri, Scombriformes, Scombridae. Bases 145 to 831 code for a protein of 228 amino acids. Gene Ontology annotation, molecular function: ubiquitin-protein transferase activity.
UGUCAACACAAACAGAAGCUAACAGCGGUGAAGUUUGGACUCCAGCUGCUGCCUGCUUGUACAGUAUGUUGACAGCCUUGGCUCUGCAGAACUGAAUGAGGUGCGAUCUUCUGCCUGUGCUGUUUUCUAAGUGCUGCUGCCGCGAUGGGCCAGCAGGUCUCAGGUCAGGCGGUGAUGACCCGUCUGCCUGAGAAGUUGAUGAAACACGCCGGACUUGUACGAGACAGCGGCUAUCUGACCUACGAGGAGUUUCUGGCAAGAGUCUCCGAACUUAACGAUGUGACGGCCAAGCUAGCUGCUGGACAGCAGAAGCACCUGCUGUUUGAGGUGCAGCCAGGAUCCGAUGCCACGGCCUUGUGGAAGGUGGCUGUCAGGAUCGUCUGUACCAAGAUCAACAAGGAGAACGGUAACGUGGAAGCGACACGUAUCAUGAACCUGUACCAGUUCAUCCAGCUGUAUCGUGACAUCACCAGCCAGGCUGCUGAGGUAUUGUCUUCAGAGGGCGCCACCGGGGCCCCGUCUGCCCAGCUCCCCGCCACCGACUCCUGUCAGGCCAGCAUGUGGAUGGGCAGAGUGAAGCAGCUGACUGAUGAAGAGGAGUGCUGCAUCUGCAUGGACGGAAAGGCCGACCUCAUACUGCCCUGCGCACACAGUUUCUGUCAGAAGUGCAUUGAUAAGUGGAGCGGGCAGAGCCGAAACUGUCCGAUAUGUCGUCUGCAAGUGACUGCUGCCAAUGAAUCGUGGGUAAUGUCCGAUUUCCCCACAGAGGACGACAUAGCCGGCUACAUCCUCAACCUGGCUGAUGAGGCGGGCCAUCCACACAGGCCUUAACACACACACAUGCACACAAAAACAGCAAGAGAAAUCAACCCAAGUAGACUUUACAUGUUACAACACAGAAAUGUCACUUUCACUGAGGAGAAUUUUUUUUCUUUUAAAGCUAACAAAGCAAGAAGAAACCGGUGUGGUUUCCUGCUCCUUGUGUACAUGUAGGAUACAGGUGUACAGGAUAAGA